UGGAGAAACCCCCAGAAGAAACCACCCACCAUAACCAAAACCAAAUAAAUAAAAAUAAAAAUAAAAUCCUAAAACUGAAAAUCCAGACGGUGCGAAGCACGUGAAGCGGACGGAGAGAGAGAGAUUGAAUUAGGGUUUUUGAAUUGCAGAGAUGAAGCGCAAAGACUAUGAAGAAUUAGACGACGACUUAUUCUCUCCUUCCUCAAAAUCCAGGAGACUGGAUGCUGGGUUAUUUGCAACUUUGAAUGAAGACCAAAGUAGUGCAGCUCAGGUGUUUGAUGAAAAGCCAGCACCAGAAACCAGUGUUGUGAUGCAAACAGAUGAUUUGCCAACGGACCCUUUGCCUUCAGGGGAUGAGAAGGCUCUUGUGCUCUAUAACCCCGCGAAUACGCGGAUUUUCAAAGCACCCGAUUCGCAGGAUUUCUCUGUCAUUGUGAAUUCGGACUUGAUUCCAGGUUUAAGGGAUCAUAUUUAUUCAUGGGGAUAUUCAAAAUUGCUAAAACCGGUAGAGGAUCCUGGAUCCAAUGAGAAAAACAAAGAAGUUUCAAAUGGGUGUAUGGCUGUUGUUCCCUGGGUUGCACCUAACUUCCCACCAGCAUCAAGAGAUGAGACACAGGCUGCAAGCCAGUCGGAACCCAUGGAACUUGAAAUGAUGGACACCGAUGAUAAUGGUUACAAUGGCACGGAAGCAUCAGGGUUUGGUGGAACGAUGAUGGAAGGACCCGGUGGGAUACAACACUGGCAGGAACAGCAGUUACAUUGGAUGGAGCCACAGCUCAUCCAGAACAAUUAUACUCCGGUCACUUAAUAUAACUCGCAACUUACAACAACUUUGGUUGAGCUGUGCAUUCUUUAGUUCUUCGAAGACACCUAGUACCGGUCUAGUAUUUUGUUCAAACUGCAAUGGUUAUGCUGCUGAUGAAUUCUGCCACUUCUAGGGAAAUUUUGUAAAUUUAAUCCGUGGAAAGUCUGAGUUGCUUUCGGUUUCAUCCCCAGUUUUGAGAUAAAUCGUGUAUUGUAGGUCAAUUGCGGAAUAAAUCUCAAUGUUAAAGUUAA
Pyrus x bretschneideri (Chinese white pear) is the source of this 1056-nucleotide messenger RNA. RefSeq lists its product as uncharacterized. NCBI's taxonomy places the organism in Eukaryota, Viridiplantae, Streptophyta, Magnoliopsida, Rosales, Rosaceae. The coding region runs from base 152 to 808 and encodes 218 amino acids. The record is from RefSeq and is a predicted model, not a curated record. The transcript has 3 exons.